This is a messenger RNA of Anolis carolinensis (green anole), 4881 nucleotides long. It is a transcript of the gene sobp, whose product is annotated as sine oculis binding protein homolog. Lineage: Eukaryota; Metazoa; Chordata; Lepidosauria; Squamata; Anolidae. Gene Ontology annotation, cellular component: nucleus. The coding region runs from base 322 to 2940 and encodes 872 amino acids. The transcript is spliced from 7 exons. Gene Ontology annotation, biological process: inner ear morphogenesis; animal organ development. The record is from RefSeq and is a predicted model, not a curated record.
CAGCAGCAGCAGCAGAAGAUGGCUGACUGGCCCGGGCGACCCGCCGCCCACCCCACCUCCCUCCCUCCCUCCGGGGCCCCCUCCCCGCUGACCCCCGCCCUCCUCCCCUGAAGCCCCGCUUUCCCGCCUUCCCUCCCCACUCACCCCCACCCGGUCUCCUGCCUCCCCCCCCCCCAAAUAAUACCAGCAGCCAUUUCAUCUCUACCAAAGUAGAGAGAGAGAGAGAGGGAGAUACACAUUCAUACCCACACAGGCGCGCGGUCGCGGGGGGACAUCCCACGCAGCCAGCCACACGCGCGUGCACACACGCGCACUCAAAAUAUGGCAGAAAUGGAGAAAGAAGGGAGACCUCCGGAAAAUAAAAGAAGCAGGAAACCGGCUCACCCGGUGAAAAGGGAAAUCAAUGAGGAGAUGAAGAACUUUGCAGAAAACACCAUGAAUGAGCUCCUUGGCUGGUAUGGUUAUGAUAAGGUUGAAUUAAAAGAUGGAGAAGAUAUUGAAUUCAGGAACUACCCCACAGAUGGGGAGAGCCGACAGCACAUUUCUGUUCUCAAAGAAAAUUCUUUGCCAAAACCAAAAUUACCUGAAGACAGUGUUAUUUCACCAUACAAUAUACAUCCGAACUAUCCAGGGCUUACCACAGGAAAUGGACUCUCAGACUCACCAGCAGGAUCAAAAGAACAUGGGAACGUACCCAUUAUUGUACCUUUAAUUCCACCACCAUUCAUAAAACCACCAGCAGAAGAUGAUGUGUCAAAUGUACAAAUAAUGUGUGCCUGGUGCCAGAAAGUGGGAAUCAAGCGCUAUUCCCUGAGUAUGGGGAGUGAAGUGAAAUGUUUCUGUAGCGAGAAAUGCUUUGCAGCUUGCCGAAGAGCAUAUUUCAAGAGAAACAAGGCUAGAGAUGAAGAUGGACAUGCUGAAAAUUUCCCCCAGCAGCACUAUGCUAAGGAAACUCCAAGACUUGCCUUCAAGAAUAACUGCGAACUACUUGUAUGUGACUGGUGUAAGCACAUAAGACACACAAAAGAGUAUCUGGAUUUUGGGGACGGGGAAAGAAGGCUUCAGUUCUGCAGUGCAAAAUGUCUCAAUCAGUACAAAAUGGAUAUUUUCUACAAAGAGACGCAGGCCAAUCUUCCAGCUGGACUCUGCAGCACAUUACAUCCUCCAGUUGAAAAUAAAGCAGAAGGCACUGGGGUUCAGCUGCUAACUCCAGAUUCUUGGAAUAUAUCGCUAGCAGAUGCUCGGAGAAAGGCCCCAUCCCCAGCCUCUGCAGCUGGCCAAAUUCAAGUUCCUGGACUAUCCGCAUCUAACACUGCCUCUCCGCCUGAUACUGCCAACUGCUCUGUCACUAAAAUCCCAACGCCUGUUCCUAAACCUAUGUCCAUCAGUGACAAUCCAAAUAUUCCACCGGUUUCUAUUCAGCCACCUGGAAGCAUUGUGCCUCCAAUGGGUGUCCCACCUCGAAGUCCUCCCAUGGUGAUGACAAACCGUGGGCCAGUUCCCUUGCCCAUUUUCAUGGAACAGCAAAUACUGCAGCAGAUUCGUCCACCGUUUAUUCGAGGGCCACCUCAUCAUGCCUCAAAUCCAAAUAGCCCUCUGUCCAAUCCAAUGAUUCCUGGAAUCGGCCCACCACCAGGUGGUCCUAGAAAUAUGGGCCCCAACUCCAGUCCAAUGCACAGGCCAAUGCUGUCUCCUCACAUUCACCCCCCAACAACUCCAACCAUGCCUGGAAACCCCCCAGGCUUACUACCACCUCCACCUCCAGGAGUCCCUUUGCCCAGUCUUCCCUUCCCUCCUGUAAGCAUGAUGCCAAAUGGUCCUAUGCCCAUGCCUCAGAUGAUGAACUUUGGCUUGCCAUCUCUUGCCCCACUGGUGCCACCCCCGACCCUGUUAGUGCCAUAUCCUGUCAUUGUUCCUCUUCCAGUUCCUAUCCCUAUUCCAAUCCCUAUUCCUCACCUCAAUGAUUCCAAGCCCCCAAAUGGCUUCUCCAGCAAUGGGGAGAGCUUCAUUCCAAGUACAUCCAGUGAUGCCACUGGAACAAAGCCAACAAAUAACUCUGUGUCCCCCAGAGAUUCAAAGCAAGGACCUUCCAAGUCCUCCGACUCAACGCCAAGCUGCUCAGGCCAGUCCUUAAAUCAAACACAAGCGCAUCAGGAGCACAGUAAAAAUGAAGUCGUUGAUUUGACUGUGAGACCUAGUAGUCCAGUGAACAAGAAGUGUGCUUUCCCUACAGUACUACAGGGACCACAGGACGGUGUGAUAGACUUAACUGUAGGCCACAGGUCUAGACUACACAACGUUAUCCACAGGGCUUUACAUGCUCAUGUCAAAGUUGAACAUGAAGCUAACAGUGUUGUAAAUCUAACUUUUGGUAGCUCAGAAAAAAGGAACUGCAAUGACUGCAGGAACAAUUGCAGCCCCACUGAAACAAAAACUUUACCUUGCAGUGACCCAGUGCACUGUGGAUCUGUCACACUGGCGUCUGGUACUCCAGAAAGUAGCGCAUCUGCAGUUUGCAAUGUCAUUGUGAAUGGCACAAAGGGCCCAGAGGUUUCUAAAAACUCAGAACAGCCUCAAGAGCAGAAGAAAUCUCAACCUCUGGAAGAACUUCCAGUGAGCGAACUGGAGUCUGUUAAGGAGAACAACUGUACUCCGAACUGCCGCCGAGAAGGAGACUCUAAUAAGAAGAUUGGGGAAGAGCCCCUGUUUGUGGGAGAUAAGCAAGAUCCCAACCUGAACAAUCCUGCAGAUGAGGACCAUGCGUACGCUUUGCGGAUGCUACCCAAAGCAGGCUGUGUCAUCCAGCCUGUGCCAAAACCAGCGGAAAAGACUGCUAUUGCACCAUGCAUUAUCUCAACGCCAAUUCUCAACACAGGGCCAGAAGAUCUGGAGCCACCACUGAAAAGGAGGUGCCUCCGAAUUCGAAAUCAGAAUAAGUAAAGGAAUGCUCACUUUGACAGGGUACACUGCACGGAGAAGGAGAGCAGAGCAAACCAUGCUGCUUCCCCAACCAACACCAGCUGGUCCACUCACCACUGCUUCUGGUUGUAAGUUAAGAAAACAGCGCCACUUUCUUAGAGGGAAAACUCAAGACCUUUGGGUGCCUUUGGCUCAGAAGACUGUAAGCACAUCACGGACCCCACGAAGUACGCUCAGCAUUCCGAACUACCAUCUCCUCUUCUCCCUAACCCUUUGGUUUCUUGCCGACAAAGGAUUUUCCUCUGAUUUCUAAAGCCACAUGGACCAAUAUAUGUACUUUCCCCCUUCACUGACUUCAAAGUUCAGAUAGUUGAGGCUGGACAAUGAAAUUGAUUUUUUUCCCCAAAAAACUGCUGUGGUUUUGCUGCUACACUGAGAAUUGUGAUUUGCAUUGUAUGGUUUUGGACCUAUUUGCGUUUUUGAUUGGGGGUGGGAUUAAAGGGGUCAUACUGGAGUACCGACACUUCAGAGUCAUCUCUUAUCUCCUGUCCAUGAUGCACUUUUAAAUGAAGAGUUCUUAGAAUAUUUUAUUGGCUAAUAUACUUUUUUUUCCUUGUUAUUUUUUACAAAGGCCACCUUUAUCCUUUUUAAUGCCAUAUUUUCAGUGUUAAACUUUUAUGGCUUUUUAUUUUUUAAUUUUUUUAUUUGACAGAUGUAAGAAGCAGCAUGAAUAGUUUAUACUGUGGUUUUUCAGAGACUGAAUGCCAAGAGAACUCAGUAAAUGUUUAUUCCUCUCAGCUUUCCUCUCUUUCAAUUCCCCUAAAUAGUGCCCCAUUUGGGAACAGAGCAAGAGUGUUGAACUUAAGACCAAAACAAAAAAAAACAAAAAAAGGAGAAAAAGAGGGGGAAAGGAUCCCCUGAAGGUGUAAAACUAUCUGGGGAAAAUAUUUGCUGGGUGUUAUGAAAGACUUGGAUGAAAUUUCAACCCUGAUGGUUUUUCAGUGAUCCAGGAAGCCAGUGAGACAAUCUCUCCAGAUGCAAAACCCUUUCAUGAUAAUUAGAAAGGUAUGGCCAAGCCAAUGAAAACAUAGGGGUAAAGUGAGAAGAGAGCCCCCAUGAUUCUGUUUCACUGUUUGCUUUCUCCUGUCAUGGUUAAAAGAAAUGUGCAAUUUGAUCCUCGGUUGGUGGGUGGAGGAUAACAGGGUAGAAUUUACUUGUGUGCACUUGUAUAGUUGUAGCCAAGAGUCCAAAAGUACACUAGAGCAUGUAUGCCGGCACUGAUUGGGUAUAACAAUUGUGGAGUAUCCCAUUUGGACAAAAAGACAAUAGUAAAGGAGAGAAAAAAUGAGUUGGGGGGUCAUAAAAAUAUGUUCAAAUCACCUUGUGAUCCAGUGUAACUGUUUACUAACUUGAAUAAAGCAAUUGUUCACACAAUGGUGUCCCAGAUACACCUUUACUAUAAGGCUGUUAGAAUUAGUAAACAGGAACUGGUUUGAAAAGGAAGUGCUUCAGAGAUUUCGGGGCAGGGUCUGACAUAAAAGCCAAUCAAAUUGAAGCCUUAUAGCAAUGGUGCGCCAAGGGCACUAUGUACAUACUGUAUUUCUAUAUUUUCCUUUGUACAGAUUCACCUAAGUCAAGCUACUGUUUUACAGGUGCUCCUUAUUUAUUAGGGCUGUGAAGGCUUGGAAGAUUACACCCGACGAGCAAGGUCGCUUUUUAAAAAAAUCAAUAAAUGAAAAAUUUAAAAAGGUGAGGGGUGGGAGGGAGGGGCGGAAGGGGGUUGCGGGGAUGAGCUCAUGAGCCCAUGGAAGGAUUUCAAAAGCGAACACAGACAGAUUUCUAUGGGGAAACGUGAAGCACUUUGAAAGAUGCUUCUUGUUGUUCUGGGCUCAUGCCAUUUUUUUUCCUCCCUGACUGGUGUCAGAUUUAUUAAAACAAAAUAAAUCUCCAAGUUCAAAAAAA